CCACUACGUCCUUGGGUUUCCACUGGGCUCUACGUCACCGCAGCCGGUCAUGUGACCUCAGGGCCCGUAUGUGCUUGUCUCCGGAACACGGGCGCUAGUGAGCAAGUACGCGAGAGGAUGGAGUGUGCUGGAGGAACUCUGUCUGUUAAAUCCUCCAAGACAUAAAACAGCCAUACGCUUCACGCGUCCAGCAUUCGCCGAAGAAGAAAGGAGCCUUGCAUCACUGUUAAAGCGGCUUGCUUCGGCUCGUGUGGUUGAUCUGCGGCGCGCGGAGCCGGAUGUCGGCGCACAGAGGCGGACCCUAGAGAGACGCGAGACGGCUCGGCAGCGACACGCUUACCGCAUACCGUCGGGGAUGUUCUCGGUACUCUCCUAUGGCAGGAUCGUUGCCAGGGCUGUCCUGGGCGGACUCUCGCAGACGGACGGCAGAGAUUACAGCCUGAUCACGGCCAGCUGCGGCUUCGGGAAGGACUUUCGGAAGGGGAUCCUGAAGAAGGGCAUGUGCUACGGCGACGAUGCCUGCUUCAUUGCCCGGCACAAGUCCGCGGAUGUCUUGGGUGUUGCGGAUGGCGUCGGGGGCUGGAGGGAUUACGGCGUGGAUCCGUCGCAGUUCUCCGCCACUCUGAUGAGGACGUGCGAACGGCUCGUGAAGGAGGGCCGCUUCACUCCCAGCAGCCCCGUGGGCAUCCUGACCUCCGGCUACUAUGAACUCCUGCAGAACAAAGUACCGCUGCUGGGGAGUAGCACAGCUUGUAUAGUCGUUCUGGAACGUCGGAGUCACAGGAUACACACCUGUAACCUGGGAGACUCGGGCUUCUUGGUGGUUCGGGGUGGAGAGGUGGUCCAUCGGUCAGACGAGCAGCAACACUACUUCAACACACCCUUCCAGCUGUCCAUAGCCCCGCCGGGGGCAGAGGGCGUGGUGUUGAGUGACAGUCCUGAGGUGUCAGAUAGCUCCUCCUUUGAUGUCCAGUUAGGGGACAUUAUUUUAACCGCUACUGACGGCCUCUUUGACAACAUGCCUGACUACAUGAUCCUGCAAGAACUCAAGAAACUCAAGAACACCAACUAUGAUAGUAUCCAGCAGACUGCCCGCAGCAUCGCUGAACAGGCCCACGAGUUGGCCUAUAUCACAGACUUAGUCAGGGUCGCGCCAUAUUUACGUUUUCACAGGAAUGAAAAUGAGGCUGUGAGGGACAGAAGUACAGCACAUUCAGUGGGUACUGAUAGUUUAGCUGAUGAAACGUCUUUCCGAAAAACAUUCAAUAGACAAAAACUCCAUAAAACAGUUUUCAAUGUUAGAAAGUUACAUAAUCUUGGACCUUUAUAUAUUGCAUGCCUUUGUAAUGUCUAUCCUUCACAUCCUUGUUUUCAAUAUGGCAUCAAACCUGACGAAGGUCUGUACCAGAGAAUUUCCUUGGGAUUAUUUAGAUUAUUUGGAUCAGGAAAGUCAUAA
Messenger RNA from Sinocyclocheilus grahami, 1456 nucleotides. Its product is annotated as protein phosphatase PTC7 homolog. The record is from RefSeq and is a predicted model, not a curated record. Gene Ontology annotation, cellular component: mitochondrion. The transcript is spliced from 5 exons. Gene Ontology annotation, molecular function: protein serine/threonine phosphatase activity. Gene Ontology annotation, biological process: protein dephosphorylation. The coding region runs from base 356 to 1456 and encodes 366 amino acids. NCBI's taxonomy places the organism in Eukaryota, Metazoa, Chordata, Actinopteri, Cypriniformes, Cyprinidae.